AUGCCUGUGCCACCACCACCGCCUCCUCCUCCUCCACCGCCUCCACCACCUUCUGGAGGGCCCCUUCCACCACCACCUCUGGCAAGUUCAGAGGUACCGAAAUUGCGAAAGGAAGACCAAAAAGCACGAAACGCCCUCUUGGCUGAUAUCCAGCAGGGGACUCGCUUAAGAAAAGUGACUCAAAUCAAUGACCGCAGCGCACCACAGAUUGAGAAACCCAAAGGAAGUAACAGAGAUGGAGUUAGUCCAGCCAUUAAUAAAGGUGGCUCUCAGCCACCCCUGGGAGGCUUGUUUGCUGGGGGCUUUCCUGUUCUCAGACCAGCAGGCCAGAGGGACGUGCCAGCUGGAAAGCCUGGGCAGCUUCCUGCAGUCCGAGCGGCAGCUCCCAAGACCUCCACCCCACCAAACAGCAGCAGCAGCAGCAGCAGCGCUGCGAAGGCGAGCAGUAACCCCUCGCACCCCGCUGAACGCCCAAGGGCACCUGUCCCACCAGAGCCACCCAAAAAAAGGGGGCGCCCCGCCCUGCCAGCCCCUCCUCCCCCUCCCCCAGCUUCCAGCAAACCUUCCCUCACUUUCCCUCCUCCUCCUCCUCUCCCCCCUCCAGCUGAGCGCCCUCCCAAGGGGGUGUCCCCCAACACUGCUCCUCCGCUCCCUCCUCAGGCUGACAAACUCACCAAGUUUCAACCUGGUGCUUCACACCCACCACCU
Apaloderma vittatum (bar-tailed trogon) is the source of this 708-nucleotide messenger RNA. RefSeq names its product WAS/WASL-interacting protein family member 3-like. The record is from RefSeq and is a predicted model, not a curated record. Gene Ontology annotation, molecular function: actin binding. The annotation marks the transcript as partial. NCBI's taxonomy places the organism in Eukaryota, Metazoa, Chordata, Aves, Trogoniformes, Trogonidae. The transcript has 4 exons.